AUGGACGUGUUCCUGGCAAGUGCCUUGGUCAGACACUGGAGCCUAGAGGAGUGGGAUGCGGAUGUUGGAGGGGCAGCCCCUUCCUUGCCGAAUCCACCUGGCAGGGGCUUCCUGCAGCACAGCGUGGACCUGGACACCAAGGAAGAGAUGGAUGUCACAGGCCCUUCCUACCAGGUCGCAGGCAGCCUGACAUUGAUAGAUAUGGAGCCCAAGGACCAGCCAGUUAUGGUGGCACUUCGAAUCUGCCCACUCGAUGCAUAACUGGAGGAGGGAGCUGCGGUCAUUGCCCACAAAGUCGGGAACGAGAUGGUGGUGCUCAUGGACCACGGCGAGGACCCGGAGGACGCGCCACGCACACACCAGUCCCGGGAGGGGACCUUCAUCUUCGACAGGGUGUUCGACCAGCACACAACUCAGGAAGAUGUGUAUGGUGCCACCAUCCAGCAUUUGGUGGAAGGCGUCAUCUCUGGAUACAACGUGACAGUGUUUGCCUAUGGCCCCUCAGGUGCAGGGAAGACCCACACCAUGCUGGGUAUGGAUGCGGAGCCCGGCAUCUACCUGCAGACCUUCACUGACCUCUUCCAGGCCACUGAGGAGACCCGGGACAGCGCGGACUACAGUGUGUCCAUGUCUUACCUUGAGAUUUAUAAUGAAGUGAUCCGGGACCUCCUGAACCCAUCCUCGGGGUUUCUGGACCUCAGGGAAGAUUCCAGGGGCAGCAUCCAGAUUGCAGGCAUCAUGGAGUUCUCUACCUCAAACACCCAUGAAAUCAUGCAGCUCCUCACGAAAAGCAACCGGCAGCGCACACAGGAGCCCACGGCCAACCAGACAUCGUCCCGCUCCCACGCUGUGCUGCAGGUCACCGUGUACCAGCGGAGCCGCAGCACAGACCUGGUGAAGGAGGUGCACGUGGGGAGGCUCUUCAUGGUGGACCUGGCAGGCUCGGGAAGGAGGGGGCAGACCCAGAACCGAGGCAAGAGGAUGAAGGAUGGUGCACACAUCAACCGCUCACUGCUGGCCCUGGGCAACUGCAUCAACGUGCUCAGUGAGAAGGGUGGCAGCCGGGCGCAGUAUGUGAACUUCCGGGACAGCAAGCUCACACGCCUGCUGAAAGAUGCCUUAGGUGGGAACAGCCGCACUGUGAUGAUCACCCACAUCAGCCCAGCCAGCACCUGCUUUGAGGAGUCUCGGACCACGCUGCCGUACGCUUACAGGGCCAAGAAUAUCAAGACCAGGGUCAAGUGCAACCCGCUGAAGGUCUCCUAUCGCAUCGCGCAGUACACGGAGGUCAUCUCCGACCUGCGCAGGGAGAUCCAGAACCUCCAAUCAAAAAUUGAGAAGCAAAGGAGAAGAAAAGUGAAGCCGGCAUCCAGGAUGCCCGAGGUAGGCAGGCCGAGAGAUUCCCAGCGGAGGAGCCCCACGGGUCGCCAGCGCGACUCUUGUGACCGGCGAGGCGGUUUUGCCGGCGCCUUGGAGCGACGGUUCUUGGUGCAGAGUCAGAAAAGCACCAUCAAUCUUAACGCCGCUGAUUUAGUCGGUGCAGUGGGUUGCUCAGAUUUCGGCGCUGAGAAUCAAUAA
Molecule: messenger RNA, 1578 nt
Organism: Saimiri boliviensis boliviensis (Bolivian squirrel monkey)
Lineage: Eukaryota; Metazoa; Chordata; Mammalia; Primates; Cebidae
Source: RefSeq, a predicted model, not a curated record